This is a messenger RNA of Hemiscyllium ocellatum (epaulette shark), 765 nucleotides long. It is a transcript of the gene prdx5, whose product is annotated as peroxiredoxin 5. Gene Ontology annotation, cellular component: peroxisome; mitochondrion; cytoplasm. The record is from RefSeq and is a predicted model, not a curated record. The transcript has 6 exons. Gene Ontology annotation, molecular function: thioredoxin peroxidase activity. Bases 99 to 665 code for a protein of 188 amino acids. Lineage: Eukaryota; Metazoa; Chordata; Chondrichthyes; Orectolobiformes; Hemiscylliidae. Gene Ontology annotation, biological process: hydrogen peroxide catabolic process; cellular response to oxidative stress; cell redox homeostasis.
CGGGCCGGUUGCCAGGGGCGACGGCGGCCGUUUGCGGGAGCAGGGCAGGGAUUAUAGAUGGAGGGCGGGCGCUGACGGCGCUAGAUAAAGGCGGCGCAAUGAACCAGCUGCCCCAGAGAGUGUGCGGAUCGGUCGGCAGGAGCUUGAGGCAAAUUCACCGCGUUUCAGCCGCCACCAUGCCCAUCAAGGUCGGAGAUAAACUGCCAGCUGUGGACGUCCACGAGGGAGAUCCUCACUCCGUCGUCAACACCGCCGAGCUCUUCAAAGGGAAAAGGGGGAUUCUGUUCGGAGUUCCCGGGGCGUUCACUCCGGCAUGUACCAAGUCUCACCUGCCCAGCUACAUCGAGAAAUGUGAAGAGCUGAAGAAAAAGGGGAUUGAGAUCAUUGCCUGCAUGGCUGUCAACGAUGCCUUCGUCAUGAGCGCCUGGGGCAAGGACCAGAAAGCUGACGGGAAGGUGCGAAUGCUAGCUGAUCCUUCUGGGACAUUCACACGGGCCUUGGGUCUUGAACUCGAUAAGGAGGCACUUAUCGCCGCACUGGGGAACAAGAGGUGCCAGAGGUUUGUAAUGCUGCUGGAAAAUGGUGUGGUGAAAGAAUUGAAGGUUGAACCAGAUGGGACAGGCAUCAACUGCAGUCUGGCCUCCCACGCCCUGACACUCAUCUGAGACCCUGUUGCUGCUGCUGCUGCUGCUGCUCACUUCAGCUCAGACGGUUUUCAUAUCACGUGCAUAUAAUCCUUUAAUAAACAUACUUUAACUGGAUAAA